Molecule: messenger RNA, 1908 nt
Organism: Babesia bovis T2Bo
Lineage: Eukaryota; Apicomplexa; Aconoidasida; Piroplasmida; Babesiidae
Exons: 6
Coding region: 87-1832 (581 amino acids)
Source: RefSeq, a predicted model, not a curated record
AUGUUUGCCAUGCAUAUUUUGUCGCGCUAGCCACCUUAUGUGUAUCGGAUUGGCGCCUUCGCUUGUUCCUUUUUUACAUUUUUCCAAUGCCUCUCUGCACAAUCGAUGACUUUGAGAGAGAGGUGUUAAUUCUAGAGACUGAUGAUCGCGAUUCUUACACCAAUGCGGAUAACCCUAACACACAAAGAGCCGAAAAGGGGCAUGAAUACGGGGUAUUCGUUUUUUAUCAAGCCGAUAUAGAUGGCGUUUGCGCUUUAUUUGUAUUGGAGCAUCAUAAGCUCCUAUGUCACGGUCUGAAGCUGACGAGUUAUCCCGUGCAAUGCGAAGCUGAUAUAUACAGCUUUAUUAAAAAGAACCUUAGUAUAAGAGCUGCUUACCCAGAUGUACAGUUUGAAUCUUAUCUACGGAUUGUUCUUUUGGGCGUCCACGGCUGGGAUCCACAGAUCCUGUAUGCCAUCAAGGUUCACUUUUCAAGUCUACUUCCAGACAACCGACGCAAGGAUAUGAAAAUAUGUGUAGUCCCUUGCACGAGACCUUUGAGUUACUAUAAUGUAUCGGUUGAUGCGGAUUGGUACUUUUUUGUGGCCAACGAGCAGGAUGUAUCUUUGGAACGAUCUAUUCAAGAUCGUGACAUCAUUGGUGGUAUAUAUUACUCAACAUCUGUAGCUGCGCUUAUCGCCUCUGUUACUAAAACUGUGCAUGAUUCUAGUCGUGCUGCGGUUCUUUAUGCUUCUGCGAUGGGUGUGAUGAGUCGCAUAGAGCACUAUGGAGCAUUGGAUUCAUCUUUUAACACUCAAAUAACAAAGAUAUUUCAGGAGAUAACAAUGCUGGAUGGUGGACCUUACAUCCAAUACGACUCCGAGCGUUCUUCACUGCCACUCAUUUCAUUUAUGUCACUGGAAGAAGCGCUAAGGAUCAGCCCCUAUGUGUUUAUUCAUGACCCAUAUCGUAAGGAUUUACUUGCGGAGAUGCGUAUACAGUGCAACCUUAUGAUGGACGAAUUUACGUCAGAAUUUUGUAAUCUCCCACCCAAAAGGCAGCCUCAGGUUUUACGUCAGAUAAAUGGGCGUAUAAAACGUCUUGAUCGUUCUCAACUCUUAUGGAUUCGCCGUACUUGUACUAUGCCAUGUAUCGAUAUGUUGUAUAUCCUGAUUGCUAUUUUCGUUGGUUGGUACAACAAAUCCAACGAAUCGACGGCGGAAACGUCGCCUAUUAUUGCAUCGGAUUUUAUGUACAACAUGCUUAGCGAUCGUAUGUCUCAGGAAUCGUUUUACGACAAGGUCAUCAUGACUCAAUUAACGCAGAAGACUUCACAAAUGCUGCUUCGUACUUAUGAUAUGAUUGCGUCGUCGAAGAUAAAAUCUCGUAAGUUCGGUACGCAGAAGGUAUUAUUUGCCACUCUCUACCCGAAACAUACAGUGGAACACUGUGAUGAGUUACGUUUCAUUGGUUAUAUAAUAUCCAUGUUACACUCUCGUGGUGACGCUUCCGAGGCUCCAUGUCGAGUCCUGAUAUUUGUUAUGAAUCCCGAUGCCAAUGGAAUAUUGGCGUAUGGUUAUUCCCCAGAGAUUAGCGGUAGCUACCCUGAUGUUUGGUCUUUGGUGUUCCGUUCUUUGGCUCAUGACGACUCGUGUUUUGUUUUCGACAUUUUGAGGCCCACGUUUUUGAGUAUUAGAUCAAUGGAUGCUAGCACGGCGAAGAACAGGAUUACUGAACGCCUCCGUAUCGCACUCGAAGCUAAGAUUAUUUCUUACUUCGCUGAUAAUCAAGAAGACACCGAAGAAGAGGCUUCCUUCGCUGGUAGUGAUGAAGAGAGCGAGGAGAGUGUAUGAAAUUACUCCCUUUAGCUCUAUUGUUUGGGCAAGCGUUAGAUUAUGAGCGUGUUGCACUUAAGCAAGACAUUAUAGA